AUGCAUGGAAAUGGUGUUCCUAACAUGGCGGCUUGGGGAAAAGUACCUUUGAGAGGCCAUAUCGGAAACGCUCCACGCUCAAAUAGACCGAUGCGGGCAAAGAGCCCCAGUUUCACGAAGCACAAGAAACCACGCCGGCGCACCUUGCCUCUUGGCCUGGUCAUCAACAACCACAGAAAGCCAUAUAUCAUCCCAACACCGACUGCAAUCAGUCUACCGACUGGCGCACACCUCAGGACCCGGGGCUCGCCUGAUAUCUGUUCUCUAUACGUCGCACCACAUACUGUUGUUGCGUCCUUGAUCCCAAGACGCACUUCUCAACGAUUCCAAAGGGUGGAUGGAUGUUCGGCUGAUCUCCACCUCCUAUUUUCAGCCUCUGAGUUUUUCAGCCCCCAACUGUGGGGUUUCGCUAAAGCAGAGAAAGAUCCUUUUUUCAAACUCGAAAUUAUUGAAAGUUCGUUGUCUGAACUCAAGCUCGGGCCUCAAUCGACGAACCACAAUCCUGGAGCUUCAUGUGCUUUUGGAUGUGGCCGUGUCACAUGA
Molecule: messenger RNA, 543 nt
Organism: Cladophialophora immunda
Lineage: Eukaryota; Fungi; Ascomycota; Eurotiomycetes; Chaetothyriales; Herpotrichiellaceae
Exons: 1
Coding region: 1-543 (180 amino acids)
Source: RefSeq, a predicted model, not a curated record